AUGUUUGCUAAGAUUGUAGCUCUUACCGCCGUUGUAGCCUGCGCAAGCGCCGGGUUUAUUGGUGGAUUAGGUGGACAUGGACUAAUCGGUGGACAUGGAUUAGGAUACGGAGCAGUGUCUGUAGCACACGCUGCCCCAAUAGCAGUUGCAGCUCAUGCUCCUGCCCACGAAACUGUAGACUACUAUGCUUACCCAAAAUAUGAAUUUAACUAUGGAGUAGCUGACGGUCACACCGGAGAUCAUAAAUCACAAAAAGAAGUACGUGACGGUGACGUAGUUAAAGGUUCUUAUACUGUAGCCGAGCCUGAUGGUACUCUUCGUACUGUUCAUUACACCGCAGAUGAUCAUAAUGGCUUCAACGCUGUUGUCACCAAAAGCGGACAUGCAGUUCACCCACAAGUUGUAACCAAAGCUGUAGCUGUAGCUCCAGUAGCUUAUUCAUUAGGACAUGGUGGUUACGGAGGACAUGGUUACCAUUAAUGAUCUCAAUUGGCUAGAAAUGUUGCUCAUAUAUGUAUAUACCUCAUCGGUUGUGUAUCAUUAGUGUUGUUCUUCUCUUAUCGUUAAUGUAUCUCAUUUUCGCCAUAUUUAUUUCUUAUAAUCCAAUAAAAGACUAUCGUUCGUAUGA
Molecule: messenger RNA, 628 nt
Organism: Diorhabda carinulata
Lineage: Eukaryota; Metazoa; Arthropoda; Insecta; Coleoptera; Chrysomelidae
Product: adult-specific cuticular protein ACP-20-like
Exons: 4
Coding region: 1-480 (159 amino acids)
Cellular component (GO): extracellular matrix
Source: RefSeq, a predicted model, not a curated record